CUGGUCCGGGUCGCGGCAGCCACCGCGGUAAGCCGGCGCCGAUGAGUGCCCCACCUGUGGACGCGGGCCGGCGCGCGCCGCCGCCGCCACCGACGGCCGCCGGCUCCGACGGCGGCGCCGCCGGCCGACUGGCCUGCUCACUCCAGUCGCUGCGGGGUAGGCUGUCGCGCGGCCGAGCGCCCGACACCGCCCCCGUUCCCGCCCCCGCCCCCGCCGCUGCUGCCGCUACUGCGUCCCCCGCUGCUGCCGCGGGUCGCAGUGAAGGUCCGUCCGCCGCCGCCGCUCAGACCAGCGACCGGCGGUCCCAGGAGCAGUCGGGCUCGCGCGCCCCGCCCGCGUCCAGUGAGGGCGGAAAGACACGCGAGAGUGGUGACCAGAAUAGCGACGCGAGCGACGCACACCCGAACGGCGCCGCCACCGGGAGCGCAGCGCGAGGGGACGAGUCGGUGAGAGACUCUGUCGCAGACGACGCGAGAAAGAGCGAGAACUCGGGUGUCUCGAAGUCAUCGGGCUCGCCUCGAGCGGAGUCUCUGGGGUCGACAGAACCGACGACUCAGCCGUCUGCGACCAGGGCGGACUCUGUGCCCGCUCAGCCGGCCGCUGCGGUCGCUGGGAGUUCCGCAGAAGCCCCGGCGGCGAGCGAUUCCAGUUCAGCAAGUUCGACCACCUCACCAGACACAGCGCCUGAAAAACCGCACGUUUGUGGGUCCUUCUUCUCACCCUGCUGUUCCGCGCGCCGCGCCGGAGGGGGUGUCAAGACGUUCAGCGGCGCAUCGGCGACGAGUACCGGCGCUCCGGCGAGCACUGGCGCUCCGACAGCCAGACCCAGCGGCUCAGAGCGUCAUCGGUCUCCUGUGAGCUUGGCGAGAAUCCUCUCCCGACCGGUGUUCACCAGCAGUCCGCCGCCGCCGGCCCGCAAAAAGUCGAGUGUGGUGUACUUUCAUCCCGAGUUUCAGCCGGGGGUGAUUGGAGAAGACGACGCAACGGAUUCUAGCAGCCCCAGGUCCCAGAUGCCUUCUCGCAGCAUGGGCAACACGAGCUCAUCCGGCGCCGCCUCGCCCCAGCCGCGCUCCCCCACCUUCCGACCGCGGGUCACGCUGCCGCCCGACUACGAGUACAUGAAAAAACUCGUACCCGAACUCAAGCUGGAAAUCAAGCAGAAGGACGCCAGGAUCGCCCAGCUGGAGGUGGAGCUCAGUGAGGCCAACCGACUCGUCUCCAGAAAGGACAAUGAGGUGUCCAAACUGCACCGAGAGAUACACAAAAUUCAGAGCGUUCUGGCGCAGGCCAGUCCUCCCAUGUCGAACGGUGACCUGGCCGGAAAACUACACGGAAACCACCUGACGGUGCACAGCAAGAAACAGGGCGUCUCUGGGGAGAGCAGUCACCUGGACGGAAGGAACAUGACCGUCACCGCGCCCAAAUUCGAGAAGGACUUCAGGUCAAAACAGCUGAUUAAGGAGGCCAUCAUGGACAAUGACUUCCUGAAGAAGCUGGACUCUUCACAGCUCCGUGAGAUUGUGGACUCGAUGUACCCGAAGAAGUACGCCAACGGUACAUUCAUCAUCCGGGAGGGAGAAGUCG
This is a messenger RNA of Amphibalanus amphitrite, 1584 nucleotides long. Its product is annotated as nascent polypeptide-associated complex subunit alpha, muscle-specific form-like. NCBI's taxonomy places the organism in Eukaryota, Metazoa, Arthropoda, Thecostraca, Balanomorpha, Balanidae. The annotation marks the transcript as partial. The transcript is spliced from 5 exons. The record is from RefSeq and is a predicted model, not a curated record.